CCCUUCAGAAGCGGCGGAGCCGGGGAGCAUGGACCAGACGCCGCGGCUCCGGCACCAUGACACUCCCCCACUUCGCGGUGGCUCUGAUUCUCGGGGCGCUCCCCGGAGUGGUCAGCUCUGAUUCGGUCCUCGGUUAUCCCCUCCACCACCGCCAUCACCAUGCGCCCUCUCGGGGUCCCCGAGACCCUUAUUACCUUACCACUCAGCGGCGGCCACAGAAGACACCGCCGCCCCCGCUCCCGCGCCCCCCGCGCCCCCCGCCGGCGCUCCGCGCCUCGCGCGCGCACGGCCUCCGCACGCCCCGGCCGCCUCCCGGGGACUGCCCCGCCGGCGCGCCCGGGGCCAACGUGACGGACUCCGGCGCCCCUUGUCUGCGCUGGGCAGACGUGCCGCCGUUCCUCGCGCGGCCGCCGCCGGCGGGCUGGGCGCAACUGCGAGGGCAGCGCCACAACUUCUGCCGGAGUCCGGACGGCGCGGGCAGACCCUGGUGCUUCUACGGGGCCGCCGGCGGCAAGGCGGACUGGGGCUACUGCGACUGCAGACGCGGCCCUGUGUUCCCCAUCCUGCGCCUUGUUGGGGGGAGCAGUGUGCGUGAGGGCCGAGUGGAGGUCUACCAUGCCGGUCAGUGGGGGACAGUCUGUGACGACCAGUGGGAUGAUGCGGAUGCGGAAGUGGUCUGCAGGCAGCUGGGUCUGAGUGGCAUUGCCAAAGCAUGGAAUCAGGCGUAUUUUGGGGAAGGGUCUGGCCCGGUAAUGUUGGAUGAGGUACGCUGCACCGGGAAUGAGCUUUCCAUUGAGCAGUGUCCAAAGAGUUCCUGGGGAGAGCAUAACUGUGACCAUAAAGAAGAUGCUGGAGUGUCCUGUACCCCUCUAACAGAUGGCGUCAUCAGACUUGCAGGUGGUGAAGGCGGCCACGAGGGUCGCCUGGAGGUGUAUCACAGGGGACAGUGGGGAACUGUCUGUAAUGACGGCUGGACUGAUCUUAACACCUAUGUGGUUUGCCGGCAGCUGGGAUUUAAAUAUGGCAAACAAGCCUCUGCAAACCACUUUGAAGAGAGCAUGGGACCCAGAUGGCUGGAAGGCGUCAGUUGCUCAGGAAAGGAAGCCAGUUUCCUUCAGUGUUCACGGGGACCCUGGGGAAGGCAUGCCUGCAGCCAUCAGGAAGAUGUUGGCAUCUCCUGCUACCCCGGCGGGAACGGAUUCAGAGUCUCCCUGGGUUUUCCAAUCAGACUGAUGGAUGGCGAAAAUGAGAAGGAAGGACGAGUGGAGGUUUUUAUCAACGGCCAGUGGGGAACAGUUUGUGAUGAUGGGUGGACUGAUGAGGAUGCCACUGUGAUCUGUCGACAGCUUGGCUACAAGGGCCCAGCCAGAGCAAGGAGCAUGGCGUAUUUUGGGGAAGGGGAGGGACCCAUCCAUAUGGAUAACGUGAAGUGCACAGGAAACGAACGGUCCCUGGCCGACUGUGUCAGACAAGACAUCGGAGACCACGACUGCCGCCACAGUGAAGACGCAGGAGUUAUUUGUGAUUAUCUUGGGAAAAAAGCAUCAGGAAACAGUAGUAAAGAGUCCCUCUCAUCUGUUUGUGGUUUGAGAUUAUUGCCCCGUCGGCAGAAGCGGAUCAUUGGUGGGAAGAAUUCUUUAAGGGGUGGUUGGCCUUGGCAAGUAUCCCUCCGGCUGAAGUCAUCCCAUGGAAACGGUAGGCUCCUUUGUGGGGCCACGCUCCUGAGUAGCUGCUGGGUCCUUACAGCAGCACACUGCUUCAAGAGGUACGGUAACAGUACUAGGAACUACGUGGUUCGGGUUGGGGAUUAUCAUACGCUGGUGCCGGAGGAGUUCGAAGAAGAGAUCAGAGUUGAGCAGAUCGUAACCCACCGGCUGUACCGCCCGCUCAGCAAUGACUAUGACAUCGCCCUGGUUAGGUUACAAGGACCAGAGGAGCAGUGUGCCAGACUCAGCAGCCACAUUCUGCCAGCCUGCUUGCCACGCUGGAAAGAGAGGCCACAGAAGAGAGCCCACAACUGCUAUGUAACAGGAUGGGGAGACACAGGACCAGCCUACUCAAGAACUCUACAACAAGCAGCCAUCCCCUUACUUCCCAAGAGGUUUUGUGAACAUCGUUAUAAGGGUCUGUUUACACGAAGGAUGCUCUGUGCUGGAAACCUCCAUGAACACAAACGUGUGGACAGUUGCCAAGGAGACAGCGGAGGACCACUCGUGUGUGAACGACCGGGAGAGCGCUGGGUUGUGUAUGGAGUGACCUCCUGGGGAUACGGCUGUGGAGCCAAGGAUUCCCCUGGUGUUUAUACCAAAGUCUCAGCCUUUGUACCUUGGAUAAAAAGGGUCACCAAACUGUAAUCCUUCAUGCAAAUGUCAAGAAGAUAGUAUUUAAAGAAUAUGUUGGAAAAUUUCCAACAUUGGCAUUUAGCCAGAGAUGCCAACUAAGGGGAGCGGAGAUUUUUUUGUGUUCUGUGUUGAUAAAAGUGGUGUACCUCUUUGCUGCUGGAGAAUGAUGUGAUCAUUCUGGUUACAGAUACCUCAGUGUAGUAAUGACUGUUCUUAUUUAGCACUGUUGCCUACCCAAAUUAGUUUUAUGGGAGACUACAUUCGUUAUUCUGUCUUGUCUCAAUUUCUCAGCAUUCUCCAGAGAUUAUUGUAUAUUGAUUGUGCAAUAAGGUUGUUUUUACAUGUAUUUGGAUUGAGAACUCCUUUGUAACUCAAUCAGUAUGGUCUAUAUUCAUAUUAAGAGCCUACCUUUGACAUAAAAAAAAUACCCUUUACUAUACUUACAAUACACGUGGCAGUGUUUUCUGUUCAUGUAAUUUUUAAGCUGAUUUUUUUUCCCUGAAGGUUGAUAAGCAGUCUCCACAGAUGAAUCUUUCUGGCCUUUCACGAGAAAAGCAUAAAAGCCAAAAAGGUAAAGCAAUCCUAUUAUAAACAGACUGAACUAGGAGUAUUAUGUCACAAUACAUUUCUGAAUGAAGCCUUAAUACCAAGUCACUAUGGCAACUAGAGAAAAACAUUCUAGCUACCUUGUAUAUUGCUAGCACAAUUUGGCUGAUGACAUUAAGAAUAUCUUCAAAUGGUUUAAUACAUAACCUGAUUCAUCCACCAUGUACUUGCCAACAUUUAUCUGAUUACUUUUAAUGACUUCAAAUUUGCUGCUUGGUGAAACAAAAAUUUCCUUCCUUAGCAGCAUGCUCUUUUCUAGACCAUGGUGUAAGAGCACCACCUAUUGAAACUUUCUGGUAACUAUCUGAAACCUGCAGAUUUCCUGAGACUGUCCUGAUAAGUGGAGGUUGAUCAGUUGUGCUGACUCUUUGUAAUCCCAUUGAGUGUAGCCUACAGGCUUCUCCGUUCAUGGCAUUUUCCAGGGAAGAGUACUGG
This is a messenger RNA of Capra hircus (goat), 3383 nucleotides long. RefSeq names its product protease, serine 12 (gene PRSS12). Bases 57 to 2354 code for a protein of 765 amino acids. Gene Ontology annotation, biological process: proteolysis. NCBI's taxonomy places the organism in Eukaryota, Metazoa, Chordata, Mammalia, Artiodactyla, Bovidae. The transcript is spliced from 11 exons. Gene Ontology annotation, cellular component: membrane; synaptic cleft; dendrite. Gene Ontology annotation, molecular function: serine-type endopeptidase activity. The record is from RefSeq and is a predicted model, not a curated record.